This is a messenger RNA of Menidia menidia (Atlantic silverside), 2517 nucleotides long. NCBI's taxonomy places the organism in Eukaryota, Metazoa, Chordata, Actinopteri, Atheriniformes, Atherinopsidae. The record is from the annotation of a GenBank genome assembly.
AAGGGCGUGCGCGCUCCCGCUAAGCAGUGAACGCGAGUUUCGUGCGCGUCCCCGGCUGAAGGCGACUGCGGUAGCUGACGAGAAAACAAGCAAGCAGCGCUGAGGAGACAAGACGGGCACAGUUUACCUCCACAUCACAAGAUCAUAUACCGGAGCGGAAAUUUCAUGCCCUGCCGGGUUGUGUUACCGUUGGAGACAGCUGAGGAUAUCCACGGGCAUAAGCAAUAGGAUGCAGUGUAGACUUUGCUGGUGAUUGGUCUGCAGGCUCUCCGCUUCUAUCGUCCCUGGAGUCAGCCAGUUUGGGGGCAGAUUCCUGCGUUCCCCACUCUCAAGUCGGAGUCUUUGUUUGGACAGAACCUCCCGGCUGCCACUGGAGUACGCAGCUCGUCCCUGUCCGUGUUGCUCGGAUCUGCACAGCUCAUCUCCCGGCUGAGGAGAGCGCAGCAGCUGCACACGAUUCACGUUACCUACUGAUCCCUCCCGACCCCGCCCACACUGCCCUGUCACCAUGGUGCUGUCACAACGGCAACGGGAUGAACUAAAUCGAGCGAUAGCUGAUUAUCUACGUUCCAAUGGAUACGAAGAAGCAUAUUCCACUUUCAAGAAAGAGGCGGAAUUGGAUAAUAAUGAAGAAUUGGAUAAGAAGUAUGCUGGUCUCUUGGAAAAAAAAUGGACCUCAGUCAUCAGAUUACAAAAGAAGGUGAUGGAGCUGGAAUCCAAACUGAAUGAGGCUAAAGAAGAGAUCACCUUGGGUGGGCCUGUGAGUCAGAAGCGUGAUCCCAAAGAGUGGAUCCCUCGCCCACCAGAAAGGUACGCGCUGAGUGGCCACCGCAGCCCGGUCACGCGUGUCAUCUUCCACCCGGUCUUCAGCGUCAUGGUGUCCGCUUCGGAGGAUGCCACAAUAAAGGUCUGGGACUACGAGACAGGAGACUUUGAACGCACACUGAAAGGCCACACAGACUCCGUGCAGGACAUCUCAUUUGACCAGACUGGCAAGCUGCUGGCUUCCUGCUCUGCAGACAUGACGAUCAAACUGUGGGACUUCCAAGGCUUUGAGUGCAUCAGGACCAUGCAUGGACAUGACCACAACGUUUCUUCUGUAGCCAUCAUGCCCAAUGGGGAUCACAUCAUUUCUGCCUCCAGGGACAAAACCAUGAAAAUGUGGGAGGUGGCAACUGGAUACUGUGUGAAGACCUUUACAGGCCACAGGGAGUGGGUCCGUAUGGUGAGACCCAACCAGGACGGCACGCUGCUCGCCAGCUGCUCCAACGACCAGACAGUUCGCGUUUGGGUCGUGGCUACCAAAGAAUGUAAAGCUGAGCUGCGGGAGCAUGAACACGUGGUGGAGUGCAUCUCGUGGGCACCAGAGAGCGCCUAUCCUACCAUCCUCGACGCCACAGGCUCCGAGAGCAAGAAGAGCGGGAAGCCGGGCCCCUUUCUGCUCUCUGGCUCCAGAGACAAAACCAUCAAGAUGUGGGACAUCAGCACUGGGAUGUGCCUUAUGACACUGGUUGGACAUGACAACUGGGUGCGUGGGAUUCUCUUCCACCCUGGAGGAAAGUUCAUUGUGUCCUGUGCGGAUGACAAGACCCUGAGGAUCUGGGACUACAAGAACAAGCGCUGCCAGAAAACCCUUGGUGCCCACGAACACUUUGUUACCUCUCUGGAUUUCCACAAGGCCGCCCCCUUCGUGGUCACCGGGAGCGUAGAUCAAACAGUAAAAGUGUGGGAGUGCCGCUGAUUUUCAUCGUGGAGGACUGGACCAUCACCUUGAUCACCCAGGCUCUCCUCUAGGUCCCGCACCCCCCCUCCCUCCUGCCAUCCCACCCUUCCCUCUCAUCCCACCUCCCUCACCUGCCACCCAAACCCACCCUGCACAUCUUGGCCUCCUCCGGCUGCACUCACCACCCUGGUUAUUUACCCAUCGCGCUCUCUGGUCCAAUUAAUUUUGUCCUUCUGUGUAAAUUAUUCCUGGAUGUAGAUCGAGCUAUUAAAUGUUACACAAAAAAAGUAUUCUUGCAUGGUAAUCCAAAAUUGUAUACUGUAAAUUUACAUAACGUUGUCUAGAAGUACCAUAGGUUUAACACGGGGCUGAGCGUCUGUCACGCAGCCUUACCGACCGACCGACCGACCGAAGGCAGAUGUUUUUGACUGGGUGUAAACGUAGGGCACUAAAAACCGAUAAUUUAAGAAAUGACAGUGUCUUUAUGUGUAAGAUUUAUUUUGUCUAUUUUUGUAUUUAGUUUUUUUCUGUUAUUCCUCUCCUUCAUUGUCGUAGUCUGUUGGUGCCUAGCUUGGUGACAUGAAAAUAAGGCAGGAAAAGUGUGUACGACACGAUGAGAUGUGUGCGGGGCUUUGUUAUUGAGAUAAUCUGUAGCUUUAUAACAUCACUUCUCAAGUGUGCAUACUAUUGCUCUUCAUGUGGAACUAGGUAAAAUUUUAAUGACUAUGUGUGUGUAUGUAUAUGUAUGUGUGUGUAUGUAUGUAUGUGUAAAUAUAUAUAUAUAUAUACACACA